AUGCCAGCGACAGAGGGGCCAGGGCGGAUCCAGCCUUUCCCCCUGCAUCGGGCGAGCGCCGGUCCGCCCCGCAGAUCGCCGGGGCUGGGCAGCCAGGGGCGCAGCUGCCCUCGGGCCCCUCAGAGCCAGCGGGACCCCUGGGAGAGAAGGGCCGGGCCGGAGGCCGCGCCUCCUCCGAGCACCAGGAGCGUGCCCGUCUCUGCCAGCUGGCUGGACAAGCCCGGCCAGGAACCCCUGCUGAGCGUGGGGGACCGCGCGCGGCGGCGGCCGACCGACGUGCCCGAGCGGAGCCGAGGCCGCGGGGUCACCCUGCUCUGCGCCGGGACGGCCGACAGCGCCCUCUGGCGGCUCAGACGCUGGAACGACGGCGCAGACCGGACACGCGCGGAGAGCAGCGAACGGAGGCGCACUCGGCCGCGGGAGGCAGCCCAGGGACCGGGACCCCCCUGCGUGGUGUCUUCCUCUCCCAUCGUGCGGGGGAGUCCCGGGGCCCCAGGGAGCCCACCGCGCAGCAGGCGGGCUCGCCGCGGGUCCGCGGGACAGUGGCAGGUCUGGACAGUGACAGCCGAGAACCGCGUCCCCUUCCGCCCUGGUUCCCGGAAAAUGCCCCUGAUCAGGGCUCGGAGGUGGGACUUCAGAGGGGCAGCCCGGAGGCCGGGUGCUCCAACCUGCUCACCGGGCGCGGUCUCCCCGCCCCCUCGAGACAGCACCUGGACGCCACCCUCACGGCGAGCCCUGGCCUCCGGCCUCCCGUCCCCACACGCUGUCAGCUUCCUCCGAAUUCCUGGACCUAAUGCCGGGCCACGAUGGGCAGCUUCCAAACAGGAACCUGGAGACUUGGCCGCCGCAAGGGGCGGCGGACAUGACCUGCCUGUUACCAGGAGCAUCCCGGCCAGCCGGCGGCUAAUUGAGGAGCUCCAUCCCUCCGUCCGUGACGAGAGUGAGCUGCACGACAGUCCCGGGGGGAAGAGACUGCGAGGGGCCAUCAGCCGGCCUCGGUGGUCACUGCUGGAGCUGGCCCUGAGGGGCGGGAGCCGCGGGAGGCCCCCGCAGACCACCUUGCACGGCCGCCCCCGCCCGCGGCGGAGAGCAGGCGUCAGCGCCCAGGCUGGCGCGGAGCGGCUGCAGACGGAGUCGCUGCGUCGCUCUCGCUCCCGCAGACUCGACUCCGGGCCUCUCGGAUCCCGAGACCCUUCUCCAGGCCUCCGGCUGCUCCGUCUCCCCUCUUCCUCCGUCCCCAGGAGGCCUGACCCGCAGCUCCCCCCGUGCGGGCAUCCUCGGGCCCUGGGCUGGCGUCUCUGCCUCCGUCACCGCGCGGCGCCUCCCCGGGGCGUGUCUGCGCGUUCUCGGGCCGGCCAGGAGCCAGCCCCUGGGGUCCGGGGCCACCUGGUCCAGCCUGACCUCUCGGUGACCGAGUACGUCGGCAAGACCCCGUAUCCAAACAAGGGCGCAUCGCGCAGCCCUGGGCGGACACGGGCUGGGGGGGGGGCGCUGUGCGGCCCAGGGUCACCCCCGCCACCACCAGGCUCGGCGGCCCUGGCGCACCACCCUUCCGCCGUCACCCUCCCGGGGCCUGCCCGUGCCCUGCACCGGCUCAUCCAGGGGCCUGCCCGCGCCCUGCACCGGCUCGUCAGGUGGGAGCGGGGCGGCCGGAAGAAUGGCGGCAUCGCCGGCCAGGCUCCUCGCCGGGGCCACAGCUCGCUGCCGUCUGCAGAGCAGCCCCUGCGGACAGCCCCCCCCCCCAACCGGCGGCCCCGCCGCGUCAGCAGGCACAAGGGCUCCAGCACGAGCCCGGAGCAGCUUCUCGAGGACCUCGGGUGCCGGCCGCCCCCGGCCCCGAAAGCCGCGUGGGACCAGCCCCAGCUCCACCUGAUCGGCCCUCCCGAGCCUCCGCAGCCCGCCGGCCCUGCUCUCUCCCCCACGCGCAGCCGCGUGGACGCCCGCCUGCGGCCCCUGCGCCGGCCCCUCCCGUGGGUCCCCACUGCCCUGGGCCUGCCCGGCACCGCCAGCCCGAGGGGCCCGUUGGAGGAGCCGUGGCUAGAAAGGGAAACCGAGCAGCAAGGAGGAGACAAACACAUCGGCUUCGUGGAGUCCGACUUUCUGAGAGAGGCGCCGGGCGAACUGAAACAGCAGGAGCAGCAGAGGCCUGCAGCCCACGCCGGGCCCCCGGCCCGCCCCCCGAGUCCUCGACGUCAAACAGAAGGCCGGGCCUUCGUGUCGCCCAGCGACCAGAGCCUGGAAGAAACGCAUGUCCAUCCCGGUCUUUGUGCCGUUGUGGGCACGUAUGAGAUCGUGGCCACUAAUUUGGAGGUUCGGGAGAGGACGGGGCGCGGGGGAGUGUCGCUGCCCCGAGAGGGCCCGAGGGGGGCCGCGGCUGCUGGAACCCGGACCGAGGACGGCCCGGAAGGCCCCCCCGAGCCGCUGCGGGACGGUCAGGGCGCCCGGGCUCCCCGCUGCGCCCCCACCGGGACUUCGCCCUCGGGUGACAGCCGGAGGGAGCCCCUCGGACGUUUCCAGCGUCGGUGCGGCGGCCCGCGAAAGCCAAACUGCGUUCAUAUCGGCUCCCCUGACCCCGCAGCGAGGACGUCCUCGGGCUCCUGUCCCGCGCCGGUGGGCGGACGCUCGGGAAGCCGGACGCUCCACGGGGGAAUCGCUGGCGAGACGCCCCAGUCACCCGUCGAACUGAAAACGCGGCGCAAGCACCGAGCCCGGGCUCCCGGCUCGUCUCCGGAACUGCGCCCCCCGCGCCGCACCGAGGGUGUUCUCACGGCCUCGGCCCCUCUGGUUGCCGGAGGACUCCUUCUCGCCGUGGGCGCUCGCCCACACGCACCGCGCACUCACACGACGGCAGCUGCUGGGGCUCGGCCCACAGGGACCGCCGCGGCCGGAGCGCGCGGGUGA
Messenger RNA from Phyllostomus discolor (pale spear-nosed bat), 2901 nucleotides. Its product is annotated as serine/arginine repetitive matrix protein 1-like. Lineage: Eukaryota; Metazoa; Chordata; Mammalia; Chiroptera; Phyllostomidae. The record is from RefSeq and is a predicted model, not a curated record. The transcript has 13 exons. The coding region runs from base 1 to 2901 and encodes 966 amino acids.